CUGAAAUGUACGUCUGCGCACAGUGUCUACGCAAAUAGGAACGAUGGCGAUGGACAAUCUGUGGAUGUGAGACUGAGAAAAUGUUUGAGUAGAUGAAAACAAUAUAUCGCGUUCAUGAGUGAACCAAGGCUUUUCGCGUUCUCGAGCAAAUCAACAAAUCUCUUGAGGAGUCGAGAGUUUGCUCGAGAUGCUAUUUUGUCUUGGUUUAUUCGCUAUACUUGUGUAUGAGACAGUAUUUGCAAGUGCAGUGUGCAGCCAGACUUUUACAGAGGCGCCGGGUCACAUCGAAGCCAUCUCCAGACGCUAUAAACGCCUUGGUCACACUCGUUGUCAGUACCUGAUCCGAGCGCCAGCCCACACCACCAUCAUGCUCAACUUCACGCACCUGUACGAUGAAGGAGCGCGUGUCCUGUGUCUGCCAGAGGUGCGAAUCAUCGAAGUUUGGUCCCACCAUAAAGAGAGUCAGAUGGGUGUGUUGUGCCCUGCCCAUCACAAUUUCCAAGGUCCACAAGUCUUUCAAUCGAGGGCGUCCCUUCUGAGGGUGACGUACGAAUGGCCACCUAACAUGGAGAGUGGGUUUAGUUUAUAUUUCAAAUUCCAGAAGAUUUCAAAAGGAAAAUCAGUGUCUGGUCUACAUAUUGUCAUCAUUGUCAUAGCCAUAGUGUUAAUGCUGGGACUUAUCAUGUGCAUCGUCAGUCACUACAAGAUGGGGGCAUGGUCAUGGCAUGAAAGAUGGGGCAGACCUCCAAACCCUUCGGAACCUCAAAGCCUUCUACAAGUAACUCCUCUGCAGCAUCUGUCUCAGUCACAACAUACUCACACCCAUGCACCACAUUCCCCAGUACACACCCAUGCACCACAUUCCCCAGUGCUGUAUACUCCUGACAACAUAGAACAACGACAACAGCUAGAGCUUGUUUCCCUGCAGAAUCAACAUGUUAGACAGAAGUCUGUGCAAAUGGACUUUAACCUAGGUUUACCCCCAAUAAUUACUUUGCCUGACGGCGAAGAAUUUCAGUACAAUAGUUCCAAAUCUAUACACAUACAAGGUCCCAGUCAGGACAACGAAAUCAUUAGAACCUGGAUAAAGCCUCCUCCAAACAGAAUAGUGCCAGAAGAUGAGAACCCUCUUUCAUAUCGGUCUAACUCUGUGAGCCUCUUAUCAAAACCAAGUACUCCACCAGUGUUGCGGACUUCAGACACUAAUUUUCUAGUCAAACAUUCAAAUAAUGCUAGUGUAGCUGUUAAUGAUGAUAUUCACAGAAACUUUUAUACAUAUGUGGAGGGAGGCUCUAACUCCUUUCCAACUACACAGCCUAGGUCACCCAAUACCAGAAAUACCACUAGUAAGAGUUUGGAUAGUAGGUCUAAUUCUGGUAGGAGAAUGAAAUCAUUCUUUGAUUUAAUGAGCCCUUUGCCUCGUUACUGCAACCUAACUACCAAUCAAGACCAGUCUAGUGGUUCUUCUGGUGGAGUCUGAUCACUGGUCAUGUUCAGUGAUUGGAAAGUCUUUCUGUGAAAGGAACGUGAUAUGUAGCUAUGCUCAUCAUUCUGCAGGGCAAAGCUUAAUAGAAGCAGAGGCUAUAGGUAGAAAACAACUCCUAGAAGACCAGGAUGAGAACUAAAUAUUGCCAGAGUAACGGGUCAUAGUGGACCACCUUUGGAGUGCCUCAGAUGAUGAUUUGAAUAAACUGAAUACUUAGAGAUCUUUUUUUUUUCCCUCUCUCUUAAAUGUUCUAUCAGCUGUGCACAACCUGUGUAUUAUAUGUUAAAAGGAUAUACUGGUAUGUGUUGAUACUUGAGCUCUUCCUUUUUGUUUUUGUAGAGAAGAUAAAGAUUCUGGUAAAGUGUAUAUCCUACCACAUUAGUUUCAAACAUUGGUGACACCACCCUCUGUUUGUUCACUAAAUGAUGGUGUCUAAGACAUCAGUGAAUAUAAAAAUCCUGUGAUCUGGAUUAAAAUAGUAUUUAUAUACCUGUGUGAGUGAUUAAUGAGCAUGUAAAAAAUAUAGUGACCCAAAAGUAGGAGUCGUGACGUUGAAGAAAUUUUGAACUGAACAGUGCAUUCUAUUGUUGCCAAAAGUUUGGGCUAAAGAAAUGUACAAAAACCUGCCUAAUCGUAAGCUACUGCAGGAAUUGGUGCUAUACUUAUUUAAAGGAUAAGUUAGUUUAUUUGAGAAAGAUGGGCUUAUACCAGAUAACUGUUUACUAGGUGCAUGACACUGAAGAUUCAUGUUAUUAUUAUUAUUAAUGUUGUAGAUAAAAUGCCUUUUCUAAGGUAGUUUCUCUUGUUUUACAGUCUUGCAGAUAACUUUUAUUUUUCUGGAUUUUGAGGUUUUGGAAACUUGUGUGAUCAAAUCCUACAGUAUUUCAUUUUAAAAUCUUAGUUUUUCUUCAAGAAAAGCAAUAGCUUUUGGUUUUCAUAUCCUUUUCUUGCAUUAUUUUUUUAUUGCUCUUUUUUUACUGAAUGUGCAUUAACUGUGAAGAAAAGUGAUCAAUUCAUAGAAAUGACUGAAUGUUCUAUCAACUGUGAUUUUUUUUAACUGUGUAGUUAGUCACUAAUGUUAUAAUGAAUUUGACAGGGUAUAUCAAAGAUAAUUGGAUUCUGCAAUUUGGAAUGACCCAGAAGAGUGUGAUAAGUUUUUCACACAAUUCUGUUCAACAUUUAAUUGAAUUCUUCUAUGUAAGAGUGUAGCAGGAGUACGAGUUACAACCCUGUGCCAAUUAUGUAAAAAAACAGUAGAUAGGAGCAAAAGAUUUUUGUUGUUAUUGUAAUAUUGUUGUGUUCCACUGCUUGGGUAGGGGGGAGGGUUUGUAGUUUGUGUCCAUUGGUACAAAGUAAAAAUAAAGAGUUAGCCACAAGGUGGUGCAAAUUUUUUUCACCUUUUAUUUUACAUUACAUUUAAAAGUAAUAACUUCAGUUUUAAGUCCUUUUUAAAAGGAGUCUGUUCUUUUUUUUUUACUUUAUUUUGAAGGAUUUUGAGCUUAUUUUUGAAUAACUGCUGUUCAACAAGAAAUGAAUAAGAAAAAAUAUUUGUGUUGUGACAUAUGCCAUUAUUUCUCAUUAGUUGGUUACAUGAGAAAUGUUUCUGUACAAAUUGUUGUGUAAUGGAAAUAGAGAAGUUAAAGAAUUAGGUAUAUAUAUUCUUAAAAAGUUGUUCACCAUUUUAAUAUCAAAGAUUUGCCCAUGUGUGUGUUUUUAAUAUACAUAUACUUGAGUUUAUUAAGUAAUGACGUAUAAGGGGUAUAAUAAACAUAAUGGAUCUAAGUAAUUAGGUAUUUUGCAUUAGUUACGAUAAGCUUGAUGUUUUUGCCCUGUGAAAGAAAUAACUAGUCUGUUUUUUGUUUGUUAUUUUAAUCAUGAGAGUAUUUUCAGAGAAAGUAAUGAAAACAAGUUAUAGUUAAUUCUAAAACAAGUGGUGUUAUUAAGUUCUUCUGAAAACAGAAGUUUUUCUGGUUAUAUAGAAUAGGGAGAACAGAAAAAAUAAAGGAAGUGAGGAAUGUGAAUUAUUUGUUCAAAUAAUUGCUUAGACAUUGCAUACUGUAAAAAAUUUUAAAAAUCUUAAGUUCUUAAUCCAUUCCCAAAGACCAAUUUUAUCUUUGUCUUUUCCAAAUUUUUUUUUCACUUUUAUGCAAAAGAUUCAGUUUCAAUUAUGGAAAUAAUCAGAUUCAUUUUUUAAUAGAUUACUUCAAGUUUAUAAAUUUCAUAUUUCAGCUCUCCGGUAAUUCUAAAUAUAACUAAUAAAAAUGUGACGACUUAUCGGUGUCAUGUUGGAGUGAAUUUUUACGUCAGUUUUACAUGUUCAUAAUAGUGAGGAAUGUUGUAAUUUUUUCCCCCUUAAUAAGUACAAAAUUUUAUGCAUUUCAUUUUAUUGAGGAUGGCAUUCAAGCAUUAAGUUUCACUACCAGAGGAAUUAAAGAAAAGGAAAAGGAUUUGGAGAAAAUAAAACUUCAUUUGAGUAAAUGGUUAUGAAGGGUUGAAAUGCAUAUUUAACAGAUAUUUACAAACAAUUUGUCUCUAUGUAUAUAGACAUAUAUUUUUGUCUGGUGUUAUAUUCCUUAUGCACUAGCCUUCAUGACUAGUAAUCUUGUUUCUUUGAAAAUCGUAAAAGGAAUUUUUAUAUUGAGAAAUAAUUGCAGAUGAUUUUAUUUGACACAGUUGUAUGGUUGUGAACUUAAUAAGAUGUUGUAGUGGGUAAUCCACGAGUUCGGUCUUUGGUUAACACUAAGAAAAGAGGUAAUCAACACACUAGUGAAUGAAAGGAAUUCAGCUUUGUGCUUUGCUUGUGUUUAUAUAUUCUUAAUGUACAAACUCUUUAAUUUGUGGAAAUUAUUCAGAUACCAUAAAUCAACUGCUAUUCCAUUCUUUGGUUAUACUAGUAUUAGUUAAUAAUCUUUUAGUAUUAAGUUGUGUUAGUGCAUUCGUAGUAUUUAAACAUAUCUCCUGGUACUUGUACACGAGGUGAUUAUUAUUAAUGUUGUUUUUGUUCAAUUUUUUGUUAAACUUCAAGUAUGUGAAUGAUCUGUACUGUCAGUAAAACAUAUUAUAAAGGUAUUACCAGCUAAUUUGUAGAUCAAAUGCCAGAAGUGUAUGGUUAAUAUAAGCAUGUUUAAUUCUAUGUACAGUAAAUCUGCAGUGUAGUCGAUUGUGUUCAUGAUAAAUUUGUUACUUGUAGAAAAGUAUUCCUUAGCCACGCUAUCAGUGCACUAAAAAACAGUUUAAAAAUUGUUUUUUUUUGUAUUUGAUUACAAUUUUUUUUAUCAGUGUCUCAGCCUGCAUUUGGCCUUACAAGUUCAUAAUCACAGAUCUCAACUUGAUUACAUUUCAUGUUCCUUAUCACUGACUUCUGCUAGAUUAAGUUAUGUGUUCAUUAUUUCAACCUCCAUUUUAUUUUCAUAAUCAGAGAUCUCAGCUUGAUUACACUGCUUGUUCCUUAUCACAGACUUUCACUAGAUUAAGUUAAGUGUUCAUUGUUUCAACCUCCAUUUGACCUCACAUGUUCAUUAUUACAGAUUAUCAGUAGAUUACAUUAUGUGCUCUUUGUUCCAACUUUUAUUUAUUUACAUUUCUUUAUCAUUACAUAUACUUUCACAAAAUCACUUUGUUCAUUAUUGCAGUCCUUAUUUGGCCACACUUGUUCAUUAUGAAAAAAGUUUUUCAUUAGAUUGCAGUUAUUAUAUACUUCCACAAAAUUCAUUAUCUGUUUAUUGUUCUAGCCUCCCUUUGACUGAGUUUCUUGUUUAUUAUCAUAUAUUUCAGCAAAAUUCAUUAUCUGUUUAUUGUUCCAGCUUCCCUUUAACUGAGUUAUCUGUUUAUUGUUCUAGCCUCCCUUUGACUGAGUUUCUUGUUUAUUAUUGUAUAUUUCAACAAAUAUCAUUAUCCGUUUAUUGUUCCAGCCUCCCUUUGACUAAGUUUCUUGUCUAUUAUCAUAUAAUUCCACAAGAUUUCAUUAUCUCUUUAUUGUUCCAGCUUCCCUUUAACUGAGUUAUCUGUUUAUUGUUUCAACUUCCCUUUGACUGAAUUUCUUGUUUAUUAUCAUAUACUUCCACAAAAUUCAUUAUCCGUUUAUUGUUCCAGCCUCCUUUUGACUAAGUUUAUUGUUUAUUAUCAUAUAAUUCCACAAGAUUUCAUUAUCUGUUUAUUGUUCCAGCCUCCCUUUAACUAAGUUUCUUGUUUAUUAUAAUACGCAUCCACGAGAUUCAUUAUCUGUUUAUUGUUCCAGCCUCCAAUUGACUAAGUUUCUUGUUGAUUGUCUUAUACUUCCACCAGAUACAUUAUCUGUUUAUUCUUCCAGCCUUCAGUUGAUUACAUUUAUUGUUAAUUAUCGUAUACUUCCAUGAUAUUACAUUGGCUGUUUAUUGUUCCAGUGAUUAUUUGAUUGCACUUGGUUAUGUUCUCUGUUUAUUCUUCUAGCUAUCAUUUAAUUAAAUUUAUAUACUUUAUUAGAUAUAUCUGAUUAGUACACUGUUUUGUUCAGUCUUCAAGCCCUCAUAUAAUGGUGUUGCAUAUCUUCUAUCCCAUUCUUCCACAUACAGUUUUGUUCCAGUCUCAUUUUAUUACACUUCACACUCUUUGUCCUAUAUUAUAUGUUUUAGUUCUUGAUCAUGCAUAUUUUACUAUAUUUUCUUUUAUUGUUUAAUUUAACUGCAAUUUAUUGUCAUUGUCCUAUGUCUCCACUUUAUUUUAAGCUUUCUGUUCAUUGUUCCAAAUCUCCACUUUAUUACACUUUUUGUUCAUUGUUCCAAAUCUCCACUUUAUUACACUUUCUGUUCAUUGUUCCAAAUCUCCACUUUAUUACACUUUUUGUUCAUUGUUCCAAAUCUCCACUUUAUUACACUUUUUGUUCAUUGUUCCAAAUCUCCACUUUAUUACACUUUUUGUUCAUUGUUCAAAAUCUCCACUUUAUUACACUUUUUGUUCAUUGUUCCAAAUCUCCACUUCAUUACACUUUUUGUUCAUUGUUCAAAAUAUUCACUUCAUCAUACUUUAUAUUCAUUGUAUUAAGUACCCAUGUAAUUAACUUUUUGUUCAUUAUCACAAAUCUCUAGAUAUUAAUUUUUGUUAAUUGUCCAAAGGUUUUAUUCAUUAUACCUUCUGCCCACUGUCCCAAAUCUACACUUCAUUAUAUUAUUGUGUCAAGUCUCUACAUCAAUAAACUUUCUGUUGGUUAUCUCAGAUCUCAAUCUUUUCAAAUCCUGUUUAUUUCCCAGGUUUUUACUUUACAUCACUUUCUGUUUAUUUUCUGAUUUUCAUGUGACUGAACUUCCUUUUCAAUUUAAACUUUUAUUUCAUUAUUCCAUGCUUUCUUCUAGUCAUUCUUUAGUUUCAGCAACUGUUAAAAGCUAAUGUAAUUAAUCUGCUUUAUAAUUGUGUAUAUAAAAAUAUUUAGAGAAAAAAAACCUGUGGAUUAUUUGUUUUCUUUAAAAAAUUGUUUAUAGUGUCUGCCUCUCCAGUUUCUAGCCUUUUAAACUGGCUUAUUUUACCAGGUGGACCACAGUUUGCUGUACUUUAUGUGAUUAGAGCAGCUGCCUUCUUGUCAUAGACUGUAAUGCCAAAAUUAUUUCAUUUACUAUUGCUAUAGUUUUGCUGUAGCCAGCUCUAUGGAACUUUAUGUUUAAGAAUCCACAUUAUAAAGGACAUGCUAAAGCUAAAAUAUAUAUUGGUAGAAAAUUUAAUUAGAUUUUUAUGUAGCCUUAUGGAUAUAUUCUCCAAUGCAGGAUACCACCUAGUGUUGUCAGUUGUGCACUUGUUUCUUCUAAACAUAACCAAAUUUUCUAAUAUGCCAUUCUAUGCUAUCCCACCAUCAAUCCAGUGAGUAAGAACCAACCAGUUUCACACUCUGCCCACGUUUGGUCUGUGAUCUGACAGCAACUAAUCCCUUCCCCCAAUUUAUAUAUGGAGUUUAAACUGUUUCCUUGAGUAUCUUAAAGCACACCCCUACCUUGUGAAAAUAAGUUUUUUUAUCAAAAUUUGUUCUUUAAAAAAACCCAAUUAUGCCCUUUUUAAUUAAAAACUGGUUCCAUGAAGAGCCUCAAUCUUGCCCCUAUUUAUUGAAAAGAAAUAAUUUUGUCUUAUAUUUUAAUCUAAGCUAGUUCUUUGAAGAGCCUCAAUCAUACUACUAUUAAGUAAAAAGAAACAGGUUUAUUUUUAGUCUGAGCUGGCUCCUUAACUUUUAUUCAAUUUUUUUUUGUCAGUUUCCAAGUACAUUAUUGUUCAAUUUAUAAAAAAUAACAGGAACCUAACAUUACCUCCAACUGUUAAUAAUAGUUAACUCUUAGCCAGAACUUUAUGAAUAUAUAGUUAAGCAUUUGUUUACUCAGUGGAAGAUGUAACAGAAUGUGCUCUUAUACUGAAUUGUCAUUCCUUCAACAGAGAAGUAUUUAUAAUAACGAUACUUUUUGUGGACAGAGUGUGAACUAAGGCUGCCGUCUUCAGUGGCUGUAUUCAUGCUAAAUAAAAUAUUGGCAUUUUA
Messenger RNA from Limulus polyphemus (Atlantic horseshoe crab), 7973 nucleotides. RefSeq lists its product as uncharacterized. NCBI's taxonomy places the organism in Eukaryota, Metazoa, Arthropoda, Merostomata, Xiphosura, Limulidae. Gene Ontology annotation, molecular function: R-SMAD binding. Gene Ontology annotation, biological process: negative regulation of transforming growth factor beta receptor signaling pathway. Gene Ontology annotation, cellular component: Golgi membrane; early endosome membrane. The record is from RefSeq and is a predicted model, not a curated record. The coding region runs from base 188 to 1480 and encodes 430 amino acids. The transcript has 5 exons.